This is a messenger RNA of Physella acuta, 4965 nucleotides long. Its product is annotated as E3 ubiquitin-protein ligase PDZRN3-B. The record is from RefSeq and is a predicted model, not a curated record. Gene Ontology annotation, molecular function: protein binding. Lineage: Eukaryota; Metazoa; Mollusca; Gastropoda; Physidae.
AUUAUACCAGCCCUCAUCACGGAGACCUGUGGCCUUUUCACCCAGUGCAGAAAUGGGCCUGACGGAUAUAGAGAUGGCUCACAACUUUGAUAUAGACGACCCGUAUUUUGAUGACCGACAGUACGAGAUGGUUUAUGAGGAGGUCAUGUUGAGACGCACCUCCACGGAUGAGAAACUCGGAUUAACGCUUUGUUACGGGUCACUGGAGGACGAGCUCACAGAUAUAUUUAUUAGCGAGGUAGAUCCUUGUAGUAUUGCUGGAAGAGAUGGUCGAAUUAGGGAAGGGGAUCAAAUUGUACAGAUCAAUGGUGUAGACGUCAGAAGCAGGUCGGAGGCCAUUUCCUUGUUCUCUGGGAAUGGAACUGAUAUCACCUUGACAGUGGCCAGAGCUCAGCUUCAGUGUGAUGAUGGCUUCAUGGAGGAGCCUAAUGUUGUCCUUGAUGACCUUCACCUUGACCUCUUGGAGCAGCAUCACCAUGACAACAUGCAAUUUAUGGCAGCCAUGUUGGCAAGGCGCCACCUAGAUGAGGAAGGGGGCACAACCGACACUGCCACCACAGAGAACUCGUCACAAAAGCAUGAAAAAGACAGCGGAGUCGGCCGGACAGAUGAGAGCACACGCAAUGAGGAGAGCUCAGAACAGGAAACAUUUGAUUGUGACAGCCUGGCCAGGCCCCCCAUGCUAUCUAAGUACGGCCAUCCCAACCCUGACAGCAGUGACAUUCCGGCUGACAUGUGCAGCAAAUUGCGGGACAUAAUUGACCAGCGUGCAGUAGGACGCAAGGACUCUGAGAGCAGCCUGGAGAGAGAGCUGGCAAUUUUAAACAGGGAAAUGGAAGAUAUUCAGGUGGAAUGCCAGGAUCUGGUUGACAACCACAUGAGAGAGCAGCAAAGACUGGGCUACAACGAGUCCGUUUUACGUGGGGACACACAGAAAAGUCCAAGGAUCGUCCCCCGCAUGGGCACGCGCCUCGAGUACAUGAAACACCCAGCAGAAUCUGGGCUGGUCAGGAAACCCGGCAUGUCAGCGCCCGGUAGCCCCAGCCACACCACACCGCCGUUAACCAGCGCUGUCAGCAGCACGAACGGUUCACCCACGGCUAAACCGUACAACGGCUCAACCGUUCCUUCGUCUGUGUCGUCAACAAUGUCGUCCACCAGCCGAGGCCUCAGCUCCAACAACAACACCAACAUCGGCCUGUGCGACAAAGACAUGUGGACCACCACCAGUGCCUACAACACUGGGGAGUCCUCACGCAGCACGCCCCUCACCCUCGAGCUGAACCCGGCCUCGGACGAUCACAGCCAGCACUUGAGCGGGUCCAUGCUGUGUCUAGCCACACCCUCUUCAGGGCCGUCAGCCAUAGUUACCAGUGACACAGAGAAACAGACACAAACACCCACUAAACCCAGAGACUAUUCUAGCGAAGACAGCGGCCGCGGCCACAAUAAAAAAGGCUCCAGUUCUUCUCAUACGAUUAAAGCAAUAAGCAUCGCCGAGAGCAUGAAAGCAGGUUUGAACCCAGGACAGAUGGGCGAAUCCCUGCAGGAUUUAUACCUGCGCUGUGCGGAUGUUAUGUACACCAACCGGGCCAACCUACAACACACGAUUGCUGUACAACAAAAGCUGUUUCAGCAACAGCUUGAACAGCAGGCUAGGGUGCGUGGCCACGGAAACUCACCCGGCCACGUAACUCCAGCCAGCGGCAACGAAGCUGCGCCUGAUGGUGCUAAAAAUAGCCCAGGUCAAACCGCCCCUUCAGACAGUGGUCAGAUGGAAUGGGUGGUCAAACGCAGACCUGACGGCACCCGUUACAUCACCCGUCGCCCGGUUAGAAGCCGGUUAUUAAAAGAAAGAGCGAAAAAAAUCAGCGAGGAAAGAUGCGGCAUGACGACUGAUGACGACGCCAUGUCAGAAAUGAAGACAGGCCGCUACUGGUCGAAAGAAGACCGUAAGCGCCAUCUAGAAAAAGCUAAAGAUUACAAAAAGAAGAAAGAACUCCUGGUCAAAGCCAAAAUGGAAACUCUGAAAGAAACAGAGGAGAAGAAAGAGAUAAACAUUGUGGAGCUGAGCCACAGGAAGAUGAUGAAGUACAAGGGUAAAAAAGUGUUUGAUAACUUCACGACUGUGAAGGAAAUGCUAGCUCACGGUAACAAAGUCAGUGAUGGAAAAACAUACAAUCCUUUGCUAUCUGUCACAACGGUUUGAUAGUGUAGCACAAGUUUUUAUUUCGUUCAUUCACUGGAUUACAUAAGUCCCAAUAUUUAUUACAGUUUUUGAAAAAAAUAUUCUAAGAGGAUUAUUCUACUUUUUUGUGAAUAAAACAUGGAGCUUUAAAAAAGAUUUUUUAAAAAUUUAAAAAUUGGACCUUAGAAUGUCUGACAGUAGCUUUGUACUGCAGUGCAUUGUGGACCUGUUUUUUUCAACUUGUGAAAUGCUGAUAAAAGAAGUCAAAAUCACAGUGGCUUUUUUUUUCUGAGUGGAAUAUACUCUAGAAUGCUUUCCAUAGCGGAAUAUUAUGUAAAAGUUUAUCUGUGGAUUAUACUAUAGAAGAUCUACUGAAAGAUAUUGACCAAUUGUAAUAGUUGUUGUUCAUUUUGUAAAAUUUCAUAUUACUCUUCAUCACACUGAAAUGGAUAUAGUGACAAUAUAGUCACAAAAGCAAAAAAAAAUAAUUAAAAAAACUAGAUUAAGCUUUACUGACUGAUCAGACAAUUAUUUUUUGCUGCUAUUCUUUCGUGCCUUUGCAGUAUGUAAUGACCAUAUUGAUGAACCAAGCCAUGUUGCACAUGAGGAUUAAACCUUUGUGUAAUCUAUUCAUAAUCUGGACUCAGCCAGAUUGACUUUACUAAGCUUCAAAUUUUAAAUGGAAAGUUUUCAUAGUCGAGUGAAAAAUUCAAAAUAAAUUCUGUGUUCGUUGGGCUAGUUUUAAAAUUUCCAUUCGGCAAAGGAUAAAGUUCAAGUGGUCUUGGGCACCUGGACAAUCUAUUGUAAACUUGAGCAGGAAAUAAAAGGGCUCAUCCUCGACCUGAACAAGAAUCAGCCCUGAGCAUGAAUAUAUCAGCCCUGAGCAUGAAUAUAUCAGCCAUGAGCCUGAAUGAAUCAGCCUUGAGCCUGAAUGAAUCAGCCUUGAGCCUGAAUGAAUCAACCUUGAGCCUGAAUGAAUCAGCCUUGAGCCUGAAUGAAUCAGCCUUAGGCCUGACCAAGACUCAGCCUCAACACUAACCACAUAUCUAACUUACUGUAUUGUCAUAUGCAGACAUCUCUGCAGGGCUGGCUUACAUCAAGUUUGUCACCCACAACACAGUAGGAUUGUAUAACAAUUUUUUUUAAAUAUAAAAGAUGUUUCAAGAUAUGCUCUCUGUAUAGUAUCAUUAGCGAAGUACAAAUACAACUUUAUACAGCAUGUCUUAUUUGUAUUUAUAUGAUAUAUGUCUACAGCAUAUAUAUUAUAUAAAGUUUGUUACUUAUAAGAACGUAUCAUAUUACUUUGCAUAUAUUUUAAGUUAAAUUGAAGAUAUAAAUUAUAUGAACUGUUGACUAAAGUCUUAGUCAUACAAUGUGCAUACUGUCAAAACUUGGUUUUUCUAGACUCAAAAGUUUUGUGGGGAGGAAAUGCUGAGGUUGCUCAGUUUUUCUUUAUUUGUCAUUAAUUUUAUAAUUAUUAAAAUUAACAAUCAUGAUAGGUGAUGAUUGUAAUUUAGACUAAACUAACCAUAUUGAGAAGAGGGAAAAAAAGCUGGAAUUUUAGGCUCCUAUUUAAUCUGUUUUUAAUAUAUUUGUCCUGUUGUCACAUAGGUCUCCUGGACAAAACACAAAGUACUUCUAUUUUAAUUGAAUUUUUUUGUUCAUAACUAUUUUAACUUGAAGUUUUAUUUACUUUAACAACUCCAGAAUGAUUUGUUUUCAAUGAGGUUAUUAAAACAACAUGAAUUUUAAAAAUACUUUUUAAAAUUUUAAAAUUAAAAGGAACAGGUUGAAGGGGAAAUUUCUAUGCAUUCCUCUAAACUCUAAGUAUCAUAAACUUUGAUUUCUUUGGUUUAUUUUUGUAUCCAAUUUAAAUUUAAUUUCUCUUCAAAAUUCUAAUCAGAAAAAAGACAAUAUUGAAUGUCCUGUACCAUAAUAGAUAAUAGACCUCAAUUAUGAAAUGGCUGUGCACAAAUUUUUUCAGUGUGUAAAGAAAUAUAGAUUUUGUCUGGUUUUUAUUUUUUUGUUAAGCUUGUUUGAAAAAUCAGAUUUUUGACAUGGUUGGUUCUGGAAUGACACUACGUCAUUUAAAAAUGAUAUCUCUAUGCCUUAUUUGAAGGAUACGUUUACUGUGUGCAAUAAACAAGUUUCACAUGUAUUACGCUGUAUUUGUUACAUGCAUCGUUAUUGUAAUUAUUUAUCACAUAAUAGCAAAUAUCUAUUUAUAGUUGGUGUAACAUUGGAUUCGUUCUGGAAAUUGUGCACGAGUCUUAACUACUGUAUGUGUUUGUAUGUUGAAAGGAUGUGUUGGAAAUGUUGACGUAUGAAAAUGUAUGUUGGUGUGGCGUAAGUGCUAUGGAAAUGUUGCACUAGUCUAUGACUACUGUAUGUUUGUUUGUUUGUUUGUUUAUGUGCCAGAGGUGGAGUCCUGUAUAUGUCAAGUUUGUCAACUAUCAUGAUUUGUGAUACUUAAACACUGAAUGGGUCUAAAGUAGAGAAAUCAAACUGCUUUAGCAAAAUUGUUUUUAUUUUUUUCAUGUAAAUUAGAAGCCAUUUUAAAAUCUAUGGAAUGUUUUUUUUUUAAAUUGUGUACAUAGGCUAGGGAGAGCCUUCAUUACAAUCAGGUGUUUUUUUUUUUCACAAUGACAAUUCUCAGUGAGAGAGUACAGGUUUCAUGUCUAACACUGUUGGUUCUGCAUUAAUCGAUGAAUAUUUUCAAAUGUACGAAUUGGUCCAGCUCAUGAAGUUAUGAAAUAAAUUUUUUUUUUGCUUCUUGA